Daldinia caldariorum is the source of this 2401-nucleotide messenger RNA. Its product is annotated as S-adenosyl-L-methionine-dependent methyltransferase. The coding region runs from base 323 to 2056 and encodes 577 amino acids. Lineage: Eukaryota; Fungi; Ascomycota; Sordariomycetes; Xylariales; Hypoxylaceae. Gene Ontology annotation, molecular function: protein-arginine N-methyltransferase activity. The transcript has 4 exons. Gene Ontology annotation, cellular component: nucleus. The record is from RefSeq and is a predicted model, not a curated record. Gene Ontology annotation, biological process: peptidyl-arginine methylation.
AAAUUCUUAAGAGAAUCGUGAUAUUAAUAACUUAAAUCGAGCCGCCAGCUAUUAUUAUAUGUUAAGCUUGUUCCUGCUAUAGCCCCUUGGUGAAACAUAAGAAGACUAUAUAUCAGGCUGCAUUUCGAGAUAUAGCUCAGGGUAUUUUGACUCAUAAAUACGAGCAUUGAGGGAUUGGAAUCCCCCCCAAAAAACUCAUUCAUCACUUUUUUUUUCUAGGUAUCACCAGUUUUUUUAUUUUUUUAUUUUUUCCACUUUUCGAAUUUUGUCAACCAACUCUGUCUUUUUUUUUUUUCCUCAACCUCUCAGCUUUACACCUGCAAUGAGCGCCGCAGCACAGAGCAGAUCCGCCAACCGCCACCCCCCGGCGAGCGAGUCUGGGGAUUCGGACUCGCGGGAUGAGGAGGACUGGAGCGAUGCCGAGGAGGAAGACGACGAUGAGGAAGAAACUCCCGAGGUCAUCUCGCUGCUUGAUGACAGGGUCUUCCCCGAUGUCAUGUCCAUGCUUGCGCACUGCAGAGAGAAGCACGGAUUCGACUUUCUGGGCGUUCGACAGCGGUUGCAGCUUGAUUUCCACGGCUGCGUCAAGCUUGUGAAUUUCAUUCGCCAGCGGGUGCAUGAGGGCCUAUCCGUGACGGAAGACAUCUCGUGGCCCGACAUCGACCACGAGCAGUACCUCAAGCCCGUCCUAGACGAUGAUGCCGUCAUCUUAGGUCUAUUUGACCUGCCGGAACUCAAGCCGGCUGUGCAAGGUAGCAAUGGCAAUGGAAAUGGCGAGAACGCGGCGCUAGUUGAUGACCUACUGAAGCGCAACAGCGAGCUCCAGGAGGAGCUAGCCCGUGUUAAGACCCAGUUCGACAGCUACCGCGUUGCCGUGCAGCAGACUCUUGACGAGCGCUGGGGCGACGUCGAUCAGGCUGAGGCCGAAUCUUCUGCCGCUGUCAAAGCGGGCAAGGGGAAGGAGGAUGGCGAGAAGAAGGAGGAUGACUCUCAGUACUACUGGGACUCGUACGCUGGAGUCGAUAUUCACGAGACGAUGCUGAAGGAUGCGGUGCGCACCGACGCAUAUCGGGACUUCAUCUAUAACAAUAAGCACCUCUUUGCAGGCAAGACUGUGCUGGACAUAGGAUGCGGUACAGGAAUCCUAAGCAUGUUCUGCGCCCGCGCCGGCGCAGCCAAAGUCAUCGCGGUCGACGCAAGCGCCAUCAUCACCAAAGCGCAGGAGAACAUCUUCCACAACAACCUGUCCUCGAUCAUAACCUGCGUGCGCGGCCGCAUCGAGGACGUCGCCCUGCCCGUCGACGAGGUCGACAUCAUCGUGAGCGAGUGGAUGGGCUACUGCCUGCUCUUCGAAGCCAUGCUGCCCUCCGUCCUGUUUGCCCGCGACCGCUACCUCAAGCCCGACGGCCUGCUCGUCCCUUCGCACGCCAACAUCUGGCUCGCCCCCGUCGCCGACCCCCAGUACGUCGCCGACAACAUCACCUUCUGGCGCGACGUCUACGGCUUCGACAUGCGCGCCAUGCAAGCCGGCAUCUACGACGAGGCCCGCGUACUCACCUGGCCCGCAUCCUCCGCCCCCGCCGACCCGAACAGCACCAUCCCCGGGAGCCCCAGCGCCUUCAAGCUGCUGGACCUGUACCAAGUGCAGACCGCGGACCUGUCUUUCACCGCGCCCUUCGCCACCACGCUGGCUCGCGACAACGUCGACGCGCUGGACGGCUACCUGCUCUGGUUCGACAUGUUCUUCUCGCCGACGCGCGACCCCGCGCGCAGCGCCGUGGCCCUCGACUCCACGGCCGAGGCCUGGGCCGCCGCGGACCCGCAGAACCGCGUGGCCUUUACGACGGGCCCGCACGGCCGCGAGACGCACUGGAAGCAGGGCCUGCUGCUGUGCAAGCCGAAGGCGGAGAACGCGUCGGCCGCGAAGAUGAGCAGCCGCGGCGGCGAGGAGAUCAGGGGCGAGAUCUCGUUCUCCAUCCCCGAGGACCACGCGCGCGGCUUGGUCAUCAAGGUCGCCUGGAACGGCAACAGGACCCAGAGUUGGUCUUUACGAUAGAGAGGGGGAGGAGGAGGAUCUGGGAAUGGAAAUGGAAAUGCAUUGGAAACGGGGGAGAAAGAAAGAAAGAAAGGAAGGAAGGAAGGAAGAGUGAUAGAUCACGUACGGUAGCUAAUGACGGUAACUGUGCCCAAUGAUUCAAUUUUCAAUGUACCUUAUGGGAGAAGUCAUAGAUGCUUAAUACCGUAAAAGUAGUACUGUUUAAGCUAUCUUCUUGUAUAUCUGAAGCUUAGGUACCUAACCUACAUGAUCGGAGCAGAAUACACAUAGGAGGUACUAUAACAGACUUAGGUACCUAAGAUAGAUGCCCCAUCAUAAAAAUGCCAGAACUGUUAACCUGUUGAA